This is a messenger RNA of Pezoporus occidentalis (night parrot), 1449 nucleotides long. RefSeq names its product DNA-directed RNA polymerase II subunit RPB1. The coding region runs from base 15 to 1313 and encodes 432 amino acids. Gene Ontology annotation, molecular function: DNA binding. Gene Ontology annotation, biological process: transcription by RNA polymerase II. Lineage: Eukaryota; Metazoa; Chordata; Aves; Psittaciformes; Psittacidae. The transcript is spliced from 2 exons. The record is from RefSeq and is a predicted model, not a curated record.
CUACAGGCAGUGGGAUGACCCCCGGAGGCGCUGGCUUCUCCCCCAGCGCCGCCUCGGACGCCAGCGGCUUCAGCCCCGGUUACUCCCCGGCCUGGUCCCCGACCCCCGGCUCCCCCGGCUCCCCCGGGCCCUCCAGCCCCUACAUCCCCUCCCCUGGCGGUGCCAUGUCACCCAGCUACAGCCCCACGUCCCCCGCCUACGAGCCGCGUUCACCCGGGGGCUACACCCCACAGAGCCCCAGCUACAGCCCCACUUCACCCAGCUACAGCCCCACCUCGCCCAGCUACAGCCCGACGUCGCCCAACUACAGCCCCACGUCGCCCAGCUACAGCCCCACGUCGCCCAGCUACAGCCCGACCUCGCCCAGUUACAGCCCCACUUCGCCCAGCUACAGCCCGACGUCGCCCAGCUACAGCCCGACGUCGCCCAGCUACAGCCCGACGUCGCCCAGUUACAGCCCCACUUCGCCAAGCUACAGCCCCACGUCACCGAGCUACAGCCCGACGUCGCCCAGCUACAGCCCGACGUCGCCCAGUUACAGCCCCACUUCGCCCAGCUACAGCCCGACGUCGCCCAGCUACAGCCCCACGUCACCGAGCUACAGCCCGACGUCGCCCAGCUACAGCCCCACCAGCCCCAACUACAGCCCCACCAGCCCCAACUACACCCCGACCUCUCCCAGCUACAGCCCCACCUCGCCCAGCUACAGCCCCACCAGCCCCAACUACACCCCGACCUCGCCCAACUACAGCCCCACCUCUCCAAGCUACAGCCCCACCUCCCCCAGCUACAGCCCCACCUCGCCCAGCUACAGCCCCUCCAGCCCCCGCUACACCCCGCAGUCUCCCACCUACACCCCCAGCAGCCCCAGCUACAGCCCCAGCAGCCCCAGCUACAGCCCCACCUCCCCCAAGUACACCCCGACCAGCCCCAGCUACAGCCCCAGCUCCCCCGAGUACACCCCGACCAGCCCCAAGUACAGCCCCACCAGCCCCAAGUACAGCCCCACCAGCCCCAAGUACAGCCCCACCUCGCCCACCUACAGCCCCACCACCCCCAAGUACAGCCCCACGUCCCCCACCUACAGCCCCACCAGCCCCGUCUACACCCCGACCAGCCCCAAGUACAGCCCCACCAGCCCCACCUACAGCCCCACCAGCCCCAAGUACAGCCCCACAUCCCCCACCUACAGCCCCACCAGCCCCAAGGGCUCCACCUACAGCCCCACGUCCCCCGGGUACAGCCCCACUUCCCCCACCUACAGCCUCACCAGCCCGGCCAUCAGCCCCGACGACAGCGACGAGGACAACUGAGCCUGGGUGGGGGGACCCCCUCCAGGCUAUGGGGCUGACCCAUAAGUUGCUGUCACCAGCCCAAGCCGGGCGGUUGACAUGGGGGUGGGGGACGGUGGGGUGGGGGACACUUUGGGUCGUAGGGAAGCUUCAAUGG